AUGCGGGUGGCGCCUGAGUCGCUGCAGCAGGCGAGCGGGUCCCUCGUGGCCGUCGGCACGCGGAAGCGCGGAGAUGAUGAUGCGCCCGGCGCCAUGGAGUACCUGACGAGCGUGCUCUCCGCCAAGGGGUACGACGUGGCCAUGGAGUCGCCGCUGCAGCUCGCCGUGAAGCUCUCCGAACGCCUCGGGGUCAGCCUCUGGAUCAAGCGCGAGGACAUGCAGCCAGUAUUUUCAUUUAAGUUAAGAGGUGCCUAUAAUAUGAUGGCAAAGCUCUCCCAGGCGCAGCUGGAUAGGGGUGUCAUCUGCUCCUCUGCUGGAAACCAUGCUCAGGGAGUAGCUCUUUCUGCCCAAAGACUCGGCUGUGAUGCCGUCAUUGUCAUGCCCGUCACAACCCCAGAAAUCAAGUGGCGAUCGGUGGAGAGAUUGGGUGCAACUGUUGUUCUGAAGGGAGACUCGUACGAGGAAGCUCAAUCAUAUGCAAAACUACGCUGUGAGCAGGAAGGCCGCACAUUUGUACCUCCUUUUGACCAUCCUGAUGUAAUUUCUGGACAAGGAACUGUUGGCAUGGAAAUUAUUCGCCAGCUUCAAGGCCCAUUGCAUGCAAUAUUUGUACCUGUGGGAGGUGGUGGGUUAAUCGCUGGAAUUGCUGCCUAUGUGAAACGGGUCCGCCCAGAGGUAAAAAUAAUUGGAGUGGAGCCCUCAGAUGCAAAUGCCAUGGCAUUGUCCUUGUGUCAUGGUCAGAGGGUCAUGCUAGAGCAUGUUAGCGGGUUUGCUGAUGGUGUAGCCGUCAAAGUUGUAGGGGAGGAGACAUUUCGCUUGUGUCAAGAGCUUGUAGAUGGCAUUGUCCUGGUCAGUCGAGAGGCUAUUUGUGCUUCAAUAAAGGAAAUGUUUGAGGAGAAAAGAAUUAUCCUCGAACCUGCUGGUGCCCUUGCCUUGGCAGGGGCUGAAGCUUACUGCAAACACUAUGGUUUGAAAGGUGAGACUGUGGUUGCAAUAGCUAGUGGAGCAAAUAUGAACUUCGAACGGCUUAGGCUAGUAACUGAGCUUGCUGAUGUUGGCCGGAAACGAGAAGCAGUACUAGCUACAUUUUUGCCAGAGGAGCUAGGAGGCUUCAAAAAGUUUGCGGAGCUGAUUGGCCGAGUGAAUAUUACUGAAGUCAGAUACAGAGAUGAUUCUGGUGUAAAAUAUGCCCUUGUUCUUUACAGUGUUGGCAUUUACACUGAUGACGCUCUUAGAGCAAUAGUGGCACGCAUGGAAUCUUCAAAACUUAAGACUGUGAACCUUACCGACAAUGAUUUGGCAAAGGAUCACCUAAGAUACUUCAUAAGAGGCAGGUCAGAAAUAAAAGAAGAAAUUAUUUUCCGGUUCAUAUUCCCUGAAAGGCCCGGUCCCCUUAAGAAGUUUUUGGAUGCAUUCAGUCCCCGUGGGAAUAUCAGUCUUUUCCAUUAUCGUGCACCGGGUGAAACCGGAGCAGAUGUAUUGGUCGGGGUACAAGUUCCAGCGGAGGACCUCGGUGAGUUCAGGAGCUACGCCGACAAUCUUAGUUAUGAGUAUACGUCCGAGUCGAAUAAUGAGAUAUAUCGGCUCCUCCUGCACAGCCCAGAGAUGAGAUGCUGCUGACCCCAACCUGGUUAAUGUGAUAUGUGCUCUUUCAUAGGUCGGUGAG
Messenger RNA from Brachypodium distachyon (stiff brome), 1666 nucleotides. Its product is annotated as threonine dehydratase biosynthetic, chloroplastic. Gene Ontology annotation, biological process: L-threonine catabolic process. The coding region runs from base 1 to 1620 and encodes 539 amino acids. Gene Ontology annotation, molecular function: threonine deaminase activity; pyridoxal phosphate binding. NCBI's taxonomy places the organism in Eukaryota, Viridiplantae, Streptophyta, Magnoliopsida, Poales, Poaceae. The record is from RefSeq and is a predicted model, not a curated record. The transcript has 9 exons.